Seriola aureovittata is the source of this 2754-nucleotide messenger RNA. RefSeq names its product chemokine (C-X-C motif) ligand 14 (gene cxcl14). Gene Ontology annotation, cellular component: extracellular region. Gene Ontology annotation, biological process: cell chemotaxis; antimicrobial humoral immune response mediated by antimicrobial peptide. The coding region runs from base 302 to 601 and encodes 99 amino acids. The record is from RefSeq and is a predicted model, not a curated record. Gene Ontology annotation, molecular function: chemokine activity. The transcript has 4 exons. Lineage: Eukaryota; Metazoa; Chordata; Actinopteri; Carangiformes; Carangidae.
AGAGAGAGAGAGAGAGAGAGAGAGAGACGCAAGUGAUUGGAGAUUCAUCCAAGCGCUCAGGACGCACAGACGGAGUUGCACAAUCAGCGCUCCAAAGGGACUCCAAAAAGCAGAAACCCCUCAGCGCUCCUUCAGUUCUGCCAUCCAACACUCACUGCAAGUGGAUAUUAUUUGCAAUUCGAAAAACUUUUUUGUUGAUAUUUUGUUGCGUUUAGUCGUAGAGACCGUUUGGAGAGCUGGGUUUUUGAGGAGCCUGAUUGAAAAGAAAUCCAUUUCAUCUUUUUUUUUGAUUUGUGAAGACAUGCAUCGGUGCACAGCGGUGCUACUUUUGUUAGUGGUGGCCUUGUACUUCUUGAGCGCAGAAGCCUAUAAGUGCAGGUGCACCAGAAAAGGACCAAAGAUCAGAUACAAGGAUGUACAGAAGCUGGAGAUCAAACCCAAACACCCGUACUGCCAAGAGAAGAUGAUAUUCGUGACAAUGGAGAACGUCGCUCGGUUCAAAGGGCAGGAGUACUGUCUUCAUCCCAAACUUCAGAAAACCAAGAAUCUGGUCAAAUGGUUCCGCAUCUGGAAGGACAAGCACAGGGUGUAUGAAGCUUAAGACAUCGGCUACCCAGCACACGUGGAUCAAGUGAGACAAAAAAAACACCACCACCAGGACUCUUUUUAUGAAGUGCAAGAUGUAACCUACAAUCAAACUGUACUUCUCCCUCUUCUGUCUGAGAUCUGUCAACCGCAUUAAGAGAUAUCUUUAGUUCGUAUAUAAGCUGGUGGGCUCAUUUUAGUCGGCCAUCAAUGUAGUUACAGUCACUCACCACUCCAGUCUUUACAACUGUAGUUAUGCUUGUCAAAUAGUGGACAAGACACCACCGUCUGUGUUCAAACAGUUGUAGGUUUGUUCAGAUAUGAUUUAAAGGGACUUCUCUUUUGCUUUGGGUUUUAGGCUUCUAUCAAAAUGAAGAAUGUGUCGUUCGUAAGAACCGAGCAAACCUUCCUUUGACAGAUACAGUGUAGGUGUUUCUAUUGUUAAGAUUUUCGCUACUCUGUAUUCAACAUGACAGGUAUAAUAUUUGUACAAUGCCAACCUUUAGGAUCUGGUUACCUGUGUUUAAGAGGUUAUAGUAGAAAUGCAGAGAUAACGAUUCUCAAUGAAUCCGAUUCUCUGUAUGUGUAGAGGAGAGGCAGUGGUCACAUAUGAUACCUACGUUUCUAUUGUUCAGUCAGAUAGAGGAGAUCUCCCACUGUGUGUGUGUGUUUAUCAGGUCCAUGCUAGUUGUAUGUGUCAAACAAACACACCACUCUGCAGCACACAUUUUGUAAAAUACUAUCUCACUAAACCUGCAGGGUGUAGUUUCAGUAGAUAUUAAAGAAUACAAAUAGUUCAUAUGUGCCAUUGCUACAUAAAUUACAGUCUGUGGAUUGGAGUCAUUAUUAAAAACACUAAAAAAGCAAGACUGUCUGCAGUUUACAUUAUCAAAAGAAGAUAUAUUUUGACUGUUUGAAAGACUUUUUUAGUUCCACCUGUGGAAACAAACGUGCAAUGAAGCAAUACAAACUGCCUGCAUCUGCACUGUAUUGAGCUAUGAUAGCAUCCUUAAAGUAUAACGCUGGUGAUAUUGUAUUUUUGUUAAUGUAAACCAAUAUUCCAUGAAAAUAUCCCAUUCAUUCCUACAGAAGACUUAAUCUUUAAUCUUAAAAAUGUUUAUAUUUAAAAAAGGUUAAAUAACUUCCUAAAACAGGUGGGCACUGUAGUUAUUAGCCAACAUAACAAUAACAACCAGGAGUAAAGUCUGCAUUUGUUGGGGACCAUUUUCAAUGUUUACAAUGAUGACUGAAAAUAAACUGCAGUGCAUAUUUUUAUGGUAAUAAGGAACAAUGGAUGUUUAUGACACAGAAGGAAACUAUAUCAUGCUUUGGAUACACAGACAACACUUGCUGGUAGGAUUCAUUUUUGGUUUUGUUUUGUUCAUGGGAUUUGUUGACAAUAAGAAAAAUACAGAAUAUUAUCAAACUUAUCCUUUAAAACAGGCUCCAGACUGUGUGAUGUAAUGAAAAUAAGCACUAGACCAGUGCACAAGGUUCAAAUGUUUUACUUCUUUUAGCUCUGAAAAAGGAUUUGGCUGAAAACUCAAAUCAUACUCACUGUUCACAUAUAAAACAACACUCAUUAAUUACAAUACAGCAUAUAUUUAGAUAUAUUACAGGCUAUUCAUUUGUACUGCUAAUGAUCAUAUUGCUGUCUUCUACAGCCCCGCAUGGGUUUUGAUACUCUGCUCUUUUAUGAUCUCUCCUCCUGUAGAUCUCCUGAACAAUACUGUCAAUUGUGUUAUUAUUUUGUAUGCUGUAGAUACACUUUGUAAUAAUGGCUGUUGGGUGUUGUUUUGUUGCCACCAAACAGAAUUCACACACAAAUAUAUCUGCAUAUAUACAAAAACAACACAUUUUCUUUACCUUUUGAAGAAUGUGCAUUACUCUUGUUUUAUAUCUUAUAUAUAAAUAUAUAUAAAGAAACAUUUUGUAAAUGGACCAGUAUAGCCUAUAUGUUAGUGAGAACGAAUUCACCUUAAGACUUUAUAGUGUCAUGUAUAUUGUGUUACUGCAUUGUAGUUGUUUUUGCUUUUGUUUAUUUAAAUCUUGGUUUGGUAACAGAUAUGUGGAGUGUGAGUGUUUGGACUGGCCCACCAAACACACAGUUAGACGUUCAAUUGAGUAUAAAACAAUAAACACAGCAAUAAAUGUCUAUAGAGCAGCUCA